AUGGAUCCCUUCAGCAUUACUGUUGGCGCUCUUGGCAUCACCGAUUUUGCCGCAUCCAGCAUCGUUCAGCUUCGGAACACGAUCAAUGGCAUUACCGAGGCCAAAGAAGUGGUACAAGAUAUUGUUUCGACUUUAGAGGGCAUAGAGCGUCCGCUGGCUGCGCUAGAAGAGCUCAACAUCUUAGAUGAAGCGACGUCAAUGGCGGCAAAAGAGGACCUAAAGAAAGCUGGUGUUGCAGAAGCCGUCCAACAAUGUGGUAGUGCUUGUGCUGAGUUUAACAGGAAUCUUCAGAAAUGGACAAAACAUUCUAGCACUAAGAAGCUAUCUAUCAGGGAUCGUCUUUCUGUUGGUGUAUGGAACAAAGAAAAGAUCCGUACGUUCAGAACACGAGUUCAAUCCUGCGAGGCCACCGUCCGAUUUGCUGUUGCAAGCACUCAAUUAAUGCUCCAGUUACGGUCUGAGGUCGUUUCCAGGGCUGAUCGCGAGAGCUUGAAGGAGCAGUUACGAACCCUAGAGACAAGCAUCCAGGAUCAUCUCGAUCUCAUCAAGAAACAGCAAGCAGAAGCCAGGGCGCGCAAGCAAGAGCUUGAAGAGGAGUCAGAAGAAGAAGACGAGGAAUUUGAUGAUGCUGAGCGGACGCUGGCCAUCAAGUCGGUCGAAGAGCGAGCAAGCGUGUUAGAGGCCGACCAGGUUUCUUGCGGAGUGGUGUUUUUACAAGCACGCUCUAGACGGAGUGGCCAAGAGAUUGGCAGAGUCGAAACCACGGAUAACUCUGAAGCUUUUGUGGGAAUGCCAGAGAGCGCUAUCGGAAAGAUUAAACAGCAGCUGAUUGGAGUGGAGGCUCUCCUAGCUACCCGCCAACACUCACAUACCAACGAUUCUCAAGCGAAGAUGCCGUCUCAUUUGAGGAAUAGACUUGACUACGCUUUCGUGCGUAGCAAGCGCACUGGGAAAGUCGACAUCCGCCGAGCGAAGGACCCCUCUGAGCGAACAAUAUCGACUUUGCCACUGCAAGAAAGGGUCUUGCAUUACACUGGCAAAAAACGUACAGAUGUUUGCCGUUGCAGUCACUCCGAGCGGCAUUUUGAGAGGACCUCCCGUGUAGCCUCAGAAUCUAGGCAUCUUAACGCAGGUCUAAUGCUGUACCUGGAUCGACAUGGUCUCGAUUCAUGCGAGAUUGCUGACUUUUGGGAGUACUGCAGGCGGCGAGAAGCUAAGUGGAAGAUGGAAGGCGUCUACGUUGACGACUUUCACUAUGUGAGUCGGAACAAGAGCGUUGUUUGCCGCUGCUCACGACCUAGGAACCAUGGGUAUCUCACACCUCGAAAUCCCGAGAUCGUCGAGCACUGUGCAGAGUUCUUUUGCGUAUACAAGGGUGAGCUUAUGGUUACAAAGAAGCAGUGGAAGAGCGCCGAUGGCGAUUCGCCUCCAGCGUACUCUUCUGGUGCAAGCGUUCAGCCUGACUACACACCUAGUUUGUUGCGGAGAUCAUUCCGCGAUACUAAAGAGACGACUCAGCCACUUGUCUUACCAGAGAUGAAGAUGCGCAGCGCAACUGAACGUGUCGCUUCAGUCAUUCCGCGGCGUCAUCAUGUCGCUUCUAUACAGGAACGUCAACCGGAGAUGCCUCCGCAAGUGUGGCAGAAAGCUCGUCCAUCACUUUGGAAGUCUCCAUUCAGUACUUCGUCACCUUUCAGCACGCCCAUGGGUUCUGUUCCCCCUUCGCGGCCGAGUAGUCCACCAUUGGUAUCAGGUAUGAUCCAGCGCGCCCCAAUUUCUACCCCCUGGUCCCAGGAUCAACGCGAGGCCCGUGUCAGUGAAGAGAAGCUCCCUUCCAAAGUAUCCCAGGAACAAAAUCGUACAGUACAAGUCGUGUAUCAAAAAUACCCUACGGCUGGUCUGUCUUGUGCGAUGGGGGACCUGUUGUCCGUUCUUGGCGCUGCGGUUGGCGUGACGUCUCUGAUUAUCCAACUUGCGGACGAAUGUGUCAAAGCUCUCAACGUCUUUAAACAUGUAUAA
Alternaria atra is the source of this 2019-nucleotide messenger RNA. RefSeq lists its product as uncharacterized. Lineage: Eukaryota; Fungi; Ascomycota; Dothideomycetes; Pleosporales; Pleosporaceae. Bases 1 to 2019 code for a protein of 672 amino acids. The transcript is spliced from 3 exons. The record is from RefSeq and is a predicted model, not a curated record.